Messenger RNA from Cicer arietinum (chickpea), 750 nucleotides. NCBI's taxonomy places the organism in Eukaryota, Viridiplantae, Streptophyta, Magnoliopsida, Fabales, Fabaceae. The record is from RefSeq and is a predicted model, not a curated record.
AUGUCAAGAAAUAUGUACAUUGCUGAAGGAGUGUCAUUAUACCGACCACCUUACUUUGAUGAUACAGGAAUGUGGCGCGUCAUUACAGAUGGAGAUUUCAUACCAAGAGUCAACCAAAAUGAUUCAACCUCUACUGAAAAGAAAGAAGCAAAUUGGACAACAGAUGAAAAAUCUAAGGUACUUCUAAACUCAAAAGCUCAUUUAUUUUUAUCUUGUGCUUUAAGUAGGGAAGAAAGCGAAAGAGUUGAUGAAUGCAAAACUGCUAAAGAAGUAUGGGACACAUUACAAACUCAUCACGAAGGAACAAGCCAUGUGAAAGAAACAAGGAUUGAUAUAGGCAUAAGAAAGUUUGAACUCUUUGAAAUGAAUGAAGGAGAAACCAUUGAUGAGAUGUACUCAAGAUUCACAACCAUUGUAAAUGAAUUGCGUUCUCUUGGGAAAGCUUACACAGUUCAAGAAAGAGUAAGAAAAAUCAUGAGGUGUCUUCCAAUCAUAUGGAGACCAAUGGUAACAGCUAUAAGCCAAGCCAAAGCACCAAAGAAGUUCCCUUUCAAGAAAAACUCCAUGAUGGCGAACUGGGAUGAUUAUGAUGAAACAGAAACAGAGGAACCUGAAGAAGCUAGCUUAUGUUUAAUGGCAGAUACUAAAGACAAGGAGGAAAUAAAUUCUGAACCAUACCAUUCGGAUCUGGGUUUAGGAAUUAGUAGAUUAUCAGUUCCAGCAAUUUUAGGCUGGGGGCCUUACAAGUGA